Messenger RNA from Fomitiporia mediterranea MF3/22, 576 nucleotides. RefSeq lists its product as uncharacterized. The record is from RefSeq and is a predicted model, not a curated record. The coding region runs from base 1 to 576 and encodes 191 amino acids. The transcript is spliced from 3 exons. Lineage: Eukaryota; Fungi; Basidiomycota; Agaricomycetes; Hymenochaetales; Hymenochaetaceae.
AUGAUCCCUCGUUGCUUCGCUCUCGUUGCAGUCGCUCUCUCUUCCAUCCAUUUUGCAGAGGCUUUGCCUGUCUCUUCCCGUGAAUCGCAGUCGCUUGCAGACUUGCCUACUUCAGGUGACGUUGGGCUACCCACGUCGCUCCCAAUUCCUACGGUGCCAAUUCCAACGGAUGUGCCUAUAACGAGUUUGCUGCCCCUUCCGACACUUACAGACUCAACCCUGCCUGUUUCCCAGACUUCGGUUCCCAUUUCAGACCCGCUCGACGGAAUACCAGGCUCAGUAAGAUCCAUUUCUAGCGCGGAUCUUCCUCUGAACCAGGAUCCAGAGGGUAAACUUGGAGACUUGUCGGACUCUACCGAAGGAAGCAGUCUUUUAGGUGGUGUUGGUGGUGGUGUUCUAGGUGAUGAUGUUCCAGGUAGCCUGCUGGGAGGCGGUCUUGUAAGUGGUGUUGGUAGUGGUGUUCUAGGUGGUGUUGGUGGCGGUGUUCUAGGUCGUGAUGUUCUAGGUGGCCUGCUGGGAGGCUCGGAUCCAGAGAAUCUUGGUAAGCUUCAAGGUCAUGGCAAGGGUUGGAUGUAG